CUGAAUCCCUAGUCCAGCCCCGCCCUCGUCCAGACCGAUCACUGAGUCCAGAUUCAGCUGCGGAGUACUGGGCCGAAGCCAGGCGACUUGCAUCCUAUCCGAACGCGCGUAUUCCCGACUCCACCAGCUUGCCCGCGAUUGAGCGCUUUGAUUUUCCUGCCCCACCUUCACCGGCCGUCGUGAUGAUCGAGAAACGUCGUGAGAAACGACUAACUGGGAAACGUUCCAACGUGGGUACUUUGGAUAGUGAACAGUCACGAGAUGGCACGAUGAUCGGCGCGGAUUUAACCGAUACCGAGCUCUCUGCUCUACCUCCGAGUGUGUCGCUGAAAUUACAUCAGAUCGAUUCAGAAAUCGAAACGCUUAAAAGAUUGGGUGAAAGUUCUGGUAUUACAGGGGCUCUGAUUCAAGAGUUGGAAGCAAGCAAGUUGGUGUACGCACGGGCUCCCGAACUCGACCCUAUAUCUGCCUCCCGUUCUCCCAAUGCUGGUACGGAGCCAAGUUAUAAAACUCGGUAUGAACGACACGUGUUCUCCUCUCCGUCCAGGGAUACACGGCGAGAUCAUCGCGCUGCUCAUUCCCUUUCCUAUCGAAUGGAUUAUUCAUGUACUGGAGGUCGCUCUGGUACCAUACCUAUUGUGGCUUCAACUCCUCGUCCAGGUUACACAUCGGGUGCGCUAUACGGUCGUGCAGUUAGCCUACCCCGUCCAGCUUUAGCCGGAGUGAACGGUGAUCUUACAAAUGCAUCAGGGCCUUCUCAAAGCGUUCUACCAGGCGGGUCAGCUUUUCGAAGUUCCACACUGGCAGCGACCAAACACGAUGCUCCACUUCACACGGAACGAACAGGUGGAAAACUGGUCUAUGCAGGAGCUGGUUUACUGGGAAGUGGGGACCAUACACUGACAACCGACGAGUCGCUGCACACCACUUUGGCUGGUUUUGAAUCUCAGGCGGGUGUCACUGAGGCAGUGGGCUCUCUGACUGCAUCCGCAAUCUCAAUGGAUGGACUAACUGUCUGUUCUGGUGAUGAUGGUACCACAUUGGCACCCAGCCGAAGUGCAUACGUUAUCAAGUCUGGCACACUUACUGGUUUGCCGCCGUCAGUGACCGGGUUGCGUCCAGUUAGUGCAAUGUUAAAACAACAACAACAACAGUUUCUCAGUAGUCGCCCACGAAGCCGAACCCUUACUCCUGUACGACAUGGUUUUGCUAGUGAUUCAGACAUGACUGAUAUCGAUUCCUAUCCGUCCGUUCAAAGUUGGCUUCGGCCUUCCUCCGCUCAGAAGAAAACGUCUUUCAAAAUUUGCCCCUAUGAACAAUUGCGAGUCUCGGCCCAGCGCCCACUCAAGGGUUUAGAUCGCACCCGUCUCGAGAAUUACUUGAGCUCCACGGAAUUCGAGGCCUUGUUCGGAAUGCCAAUGCACGCAUUCCAACGUCUUCCAGAAUGGAAACGAAAUGAUUUGAAACGAAAAGUCGAUCUCAUCUGAAACCUUUCGGUUCCCCACACAGCAACAUGGCAAUUAACUGCUUUCCGUUUUCCGACUCCUCCCUUCUCCAUAUGUCGGACUUUCUCAGUAGCUAGAUCACUCCGCUUAUCUGUCGGUUCAGUAGCAUUCUCAUCGAACUCGGUCCCUCGUUCUUUUCAUUUGCCAUGUUGGUUCGUCCUUCGUAAACACGCAAUUGAAGCAACGGCCCAUCUGCUGCACCUGUUGAGCGUGCUAGCCAUCGAUAAAUUGGAAGCUGAAACCUUUCGGUUCCCCACACAGCAACAUGGCAAUUAACUGCUUUCCGUUUUCCGACUCCUCCCUUCUCCAUAUGUCGGACUUUCUCAGUAGCUAGAUCACUCCGCUUAUCUGUCGGUUCAGUAGCAUUCUCAUCGAACUCGGUCCCUCGUUCUUUUCAUUUGCCAUGUUGGUUCGUCCUUCGUAAACACGCAAUUGAAGCAACGGCCCAUCUGCUGCACCUGUUGAGCGUGCUAGCCAUCGAUAAAUUGGAAGCAAAACCUUUGCCUUCCUUGAUUUUUUUUUUGAAAUUUUAUCAUCGAUGACCAUGUUAGAGCUGAUUUAUACAUGAGUAUAUUUUUUUCAACGUUUAGAUGUGAUUCAGCCUCAACACUCACCCCUCCUCACACACUCGCUCGCUCAUUGCCGUCAUUGUUCCGCUCAUCUGCGCUGGACUUCUCGCCACAGUUGUUUUCCACCUCUUUGACUUAUUCUCCACCUAUAAAUUCUCGUUUCCUUCGUACUUCUAUCCAAGUACGAAUGGGGUUUAUGUUCCAGCCAUUGAUUUCUCCCAUUAUUCUCAUCUUUAGCAUUUGAUCCUAAUUUUAUCUCCCUCUCCUUGCGGUCUGCAUAAAACAGGAACACUCAAAACGUUAGUUUGUCCCGGAUAAUGCCGUAUUUCCGAAAGCUACUCAAAGUUAGCAUGCUGUGAAUUUAUGGUUUCUUUCAACUUACUUUAUAGUAUUUCCGCCUGUUCAUUCUAGAAAUUUCUAGGCCUUCUUCCGCGUUCUGGUGGUGUUUUCAACCUGUCGAUCAUCCGAUCUGAUGACACAUUAUCUUCUACUGUUUGAUUUGGACGAUCAACCGUUUCAUUUUGUUCGCCGAUCAGGCCCAUAUGUAUACAGUGCAAGAGGUGGCUACAAAUACGAAACUGUGUCCGCUACUCAAUUAUUCGUCAUGCAUUUACCGCGCCAAUGUUAGAGCAUAUAUGCUUGUCAAAUCGAAACAUUUCCCAUGCGUUUAUUUUGUCUUCUGUUCUGGCAACGAACCCAUACUUUCAAAAAAGGGCAUCCAAACGAGACUCGCUUGUGGCCACAUAUCUGGGUUUAUCGUUUUGACGAAUGGACAUGUUGCUAAACAGUCUGUUCUCUUGUGUUGUCUGUUUCUCACUGGAGCACAUACAUGCAUAUGAUUCUACUUUUGAUGUGUAUCAGCUGGGAAGCAGUUCGAACCCAACAACCGAGCUUUCAG
Molecule: messenger RNA, 2972 nt
Organism: Opisthorchis viverrini
Lineage: Eukaryota; Metazoa; Platyhelminthes; Trematoda; Opisthorchiida; Opisthorchiidae
Exons: 8
Biological process (GO): lamellipodium assembly; cytoskeleton organization
Cellular component (GO): actin cytoskeleton
Molecular function (GO): actin filament binding
Source: RefSeq, a predicted model, not a curated record